GGGUAAGAAGAUUGCCAAGCCACCCAAGUCCGUUCGCUGCAUCAUCGAGGACAUCUGUGGGCAUGCAGUGUGCCCCACCAACUUCUCAUGUGCUGCAACAACGGACCGCAGGGGAGUGGCGUGUGUCUGCGAGGGCGGCACCCGCAGCCCUGACAGCUCAUGCAUGGUCGAUGAGGAGUACUAUACUGCUCCUGAACCCGCACCCUCACCAACAGACACGGAUGUGUGUGGCAACAGCACCAGGAACCCCUGCAAGUCUGGUUCGUGCAUCAGCGGUGGCCCCGGCUCCUACUCCUGUGUCUGCCCGCCCUUGCAUGUCCCAGACACCAGAACCAACGGAUACCCCACCUGUAAAUACAGAUAUUUGGAGCCUUCGUCAACGCUGAAGGUGCAAGGGGACAACUGGAGGUGUGAGGACGUGUAUCCUCUUUAUGGACUCACUCAGGAGGAGUUUACUGCACAGAACAAUGCCGUGGACUGCUCUACUGCCCUCACCCGGGGUCAAACGCUCAACGUGACUGAGAGGGACGACCUGGCCUCCUGUUCUGUCUUCUACUUCAUUCAAUCGGGCGACACAUGCGAGUCAGUGGCAGCUUCUCUCGGCCUCUCCUCCUCCUCCCUGCCGCUCCUCAACCCCGGCUCCGUCUGCUCCUCGCCCCUCAAUCCCUCCCGCUCUCUCUGCAUCGAGCGGGACGAUGGGAUGGUGGGGAUUGGGGAGCAGCGUUGCAAUUCACUCUCCCUAGUCAGCGGCACGAGCAGCUGCAGUGCAGUGGUGGAGGGCCGUCAGCUGGGAUCCUUGGUGGAGCUCUACCGGCUGAACCCAGGGCUCGUGUGCUACAGCUCACUGCAUGCCGGUCGGGAG
This is a messenger RNA of Closterium sp. Naga37s-1, 862 nucleotides long. Lineage: Eukaryota; Viridiplantae; Streptophyta; Zygnematophyceae; Desmidiales; Closteriaceae. The record is from the annotation of a GenBank genome assembly.